Messenger RNA from Nelumbo nucifera (sacred lotus), 2267 nucleotides. RefSeq names its product putative methyltransferase At1g29790. The record is from RefSeq and is a predicted model, not a curated record. Gene Ontology annotation, molecular function: S-adenosylmethionine-dependent methyltransferase activity. Lineage: Eukaryota; Viridiplantae; Streptophyta; Magnoliopsida; Proteales; Nelumbonaceae.
AAUUGAUGUCAAAACCCAAAAUUGUCGAUCUUACUUGUUUUAUAAGGCAAUCCAAACCUAAUUAGCUGUAUAAAGAGACGAAAGAAAUUAAUAAGAGAGAAUCAGAAAAGAACAAGGUGUGCCACUGCCAUUUCCUUCACCAAUGCAGAGCAGUGUGCCACUGCCAGGUGCAGCCGUGCAGGUAGUUAGUUACCCAUACCCACAAUCCACCCUCCUGGAUUGAGUUGAAAGUAAGGUUGCAGGUUCAACGGCGGAUCACAAUGAGCGAGACGAGCUCUAACUUUAUAAAAUAUGUAACCCCAUCAAUGUAUCAAGUAUCAACCCCACCACCACCACUCCACUCCACCCUUCCCGCCUUCUUCUCUCCCGUCACAGCACUUGACUACACUCACCAGUCACCAUCCACAGAGUUGCAGCUAGGCAGAUGGGGAUGGGGGGUGGUAUGGAUGACUACCCUCGAAAGCCACAUCAACAGAACCAGAACAAGACUAGGCUCAAGAUCUUUCUCCUGGUAAUUUUCACCAAUCUUCUCACCAUCUACAUCUUCACUGGUUCGUCCUUCAACUUAAGCUUGUCUGAUCACACUCACCAUCCCUCUCUCUGGGAGUUGGAUCCCAAGGCUCUUCUGCAAGAGCUCAACUCCACUCAAGCCCAUCUUGCCUCCAGCAAUACCCGUAUUGCUCAGCUGCACCGGCAGCUCAUCUCUGCCAAUUCGCUUUUAGAGACCCUUCUCUCCGAGCUGGGUGGCCGCCUCCAGGAGCCCACCGAGCCAGUGAAACCCUCUGGGUUCAGUAGUGUUCAGUUGUCGGGUGAGCUCAAGCUAGCAAUAAGCCCACACAAGCUCCCACUGGGGUAUGCUCCCAGGGUGGGCUCCGACGAAGUCUUCCCCCCAGUUGGUGCAGCUUGCCUUCAAUUCCUAGAUGAGCUGAAACAGUACAUGACAUAUGAUGUCGGAGGUGAAUGCCCAGUAGAUGACGUUUUUGCACAGAGGCUCAUGCUAAAAGGGUGUGAGCCACUCCCCCGCCGGCGGUGCCACCCCAAGUCUCCCGUCGGAUACGUAGACCCGACCCCUCACCCAGAAAGCCUCUGGGCAACCCCUGCCGACACCAGCAUCAUAUGGGAUCCUUACAGCUGCAAAAGCUACAAGUGCCUCAUCGAUCGCAAGCGCUCCAAGGGUCACUACGAUUGCAAGGAUUGCUUUGAUUUGGAGGGCCGGGAGAAGAGCAGGUGGAUCGUCGACAAUGGGGGACUUGAUUAUGGGAUUGACGAGGUUUUGCGAGCCAAACCACCUGGUACGAUUCGUAUUGGGUUGGACAUAGGAGGUGGAACCGGCACAUUUGCAGCCAGGAUGAGGGAACGAAAUAUCACCAUCAUCACCACCUCAAUCAACUUGGACGGCCCGUUCAACAGCUUCAUUGCGUUGCGUGGCCUGAUCCCUCUCCAUCUUACUGUGUCACAGAGGCUCCCUUUCUUUGAAGGAACACUGGAUAUUGUGCACUCCAUGCAUGUACUCAGCAACUGGAUUCCAGAUGCCAUGCUUGAGUUUACGCUCUAUGACAUCUAUAGGGUCUUGAGGCCUGGUGGGCUCUUCUGGCUUGAUCGUUUCUUCUGCCUCGGGUCACAGCUGAACGCAACCUAUAUUCCCAUGAUUGACCGUAUUGGGUUCAGGAAAUUGAGGUGGAAUUCUGGCCGAAAGCUUGAUAGGGGCAUCGAAAUGAAUGAGUGGUACUUUUCAGCCGUGUUGGAGAAGCCCAUGACUUGAUUCUUGUUGGCCAAAUGAAGGGUGGGGGAAAUGCUUCCAUAAAUAAAUGUGAAAAACUGAGACAUGAUGGAUGAAAGGGCCAUUUGGACAAGAGUUCCAAGAUUAUGAACAGGGGAAAAGGCAAAAAUAGGAUCCUACACCAUUACACAUUAACAUGUGCAGUGAUAAAUGCGAAGACCACUUGGGGUUUUUGUGAUAAGAUUUCAGUUUUCAAUAUCCAGAGAGAGAGAGAGAGAGAUGAAUGUUUCUCCUGAAAGGUUUUAGUGUUUUCUUUUGAUGCAGAUAAAAUAAAUUUAAUUUAUCUCAAGUAGAAGAAUUUGGUAGUAGAUCCUUGUAAUUGUAAAACAUGGAUAAGAUAUCCAAGCCGUAUGUAGAAAUAGCUUUCUGUAGAAAUAUGCAUUACCCACAAGCUCAGCCUAAAAGUAUUGUAAAAUGGACUUGAAUAUGCUUCAUAGUGAAUAUAUAGAUCCUUAACACCUUUGAGUUCCCCUGUUUUCAGUUUCAA